Panonychus citri (citrus red mite) is the source of this 1020-nucleotide messenger RNA. RefSeq lists its product as uncharacterized. Lineage: Eukaryota; Metazoa; Arthropoda; Arachnida; Trombidiformes; Tetranychidae. The transcript is spliced from 2 exons. The coding region runs from base 353 to 934 and encodes 193 amino acids. The record is from RefSeq and is a predicted model, not a curated record.
GAAGUGAUAACAAUCAUAAGAACGGGAAAGAUUUAAACAUUUGAAAAGCUUAAUUAAGAUGAUAAUCAGUUAAUUAUUAUCACAAUCAACUGGCUAAAUGAAUGAAUAUCUUAUUGCACAAUUAAGUUAAUUAAUUGUGAAAACUGGUCAACACCUUUAAAUCAUUUUAAUCAUAAUAAUAGUAAUCCAAUGAAAUGAUUGAUUUUAUUUCAUUUGAAUAUUGAUCGUUGAAACAAUCAACUUUAAUUGAAUGUUGUUUAAACAAUUUACUUUGUUUUCUGUUGUUAUAAUUGAUUAUAUUAAUACGAUAAGUUGAUUUAUCUUUUUCCAGAUAAUAUUUAAGUGAUUAACAAUGAGAACAAUUGAAUUAAUAACUUUUAAUUGUUUCAUUUGUCUUAUACUUGUUAUCGUUUCAACGGAUUCACAGUUAUUUUCAGUUCUUGCACUGGCGACAUUGGCAAAGGUACUUCGACCUCGACCUAAGUAUCGACCACCACCAAUGUACCCUUAUGACCCAAUGGUAUCCUCGAGUUCACAUGGAGCACCGAUCAUGAUGAGACCUUCACCACCACCAUCACCUUUGACCCCUCAACAAUUUCCAAUGGUACAACAAUCAUUUUCUCAACCAAUUCCACCAAUUUCCUCCAAAAGUGGCUUUGGAUAUCCAAGUAAUCAAUUGGUCUCCACUAAUCAAGCAAUAAAUUGGAAUCAAAAUCAACAAUCUUCAAGUCCAGUGGUUCCUAAUUUCUCAUAUCCAGCUAAUGGUUUCACAUCAACGGCCAAUUUACAACCUCAACAAUCAACAACUAAUUACAUGAUUGCUUCAAAACCUCAAGUUUAUCCUCUAUUCAAAUUCAUUGCUGUUAAUCAAAGUGACAAAAUGAACAAAUCAAAAUCGAAAAGAACUCAAAAUAAAAAAAGAUUAACCCACUAAACGUGAACAAUUUAUUUUCCUAAAACUUUCACCAAAUUGAAUAGAUUUUAAAAAUCUUCAUUGAUUGUUAAUCUUUUAAUCGUCAA